Messenger RNA from Capra hircus (goat), 2288 nucleotides. It is a transcript of the gene TMPRSS7, whose product is annotated as transmembrane protease, serine 7. The transcript is spliced from 15 exons. The record is from RefSeq and is a predicted model, not a curated record. NCBI's taxonomy places the organism in Eukaryota, Metazoa, Chordata, Mammalia, Artiodactyla, Bovidae. Gene Ontology annotation, biological process: proteolysis. The coding region runs from base 33 to 2186 and encodes 717 amino acids. Gene Ontology annotation, molecular function: protein binding; serine-type endopeptidase activity. Gene Ontology annotation, cellular component: plasma membrane.
CUGAAAGCAGAGAUGCUUUUUACUUUGCUGGGAUGUUUCGCAUCACCAACAUUGAGUUUCUUCCUGAAUACCGACAGAAGGAGUCCAGGGAAUUUCUGUCAGUGGCGCAGACCGUGCAGCGAGUGAUAAACCUGGUUUAUACAACAUCUGCCUUCUCCGAAUUUUACAAGCAGUCUGUAGUUGCCGAUGUCAGUAAUAACAAAGGUGGCCUCCUUGUCCACUUCUGGCUUGUAUUUGUCAUGCCUCAUGCCAAGGGCCACAUCUUCUGUGAGGACUGUGUGGCUGCUAUCUUGAAGGACUCCAUCCAGACAAGCAUCAUAAACCGGACCUCUGUGGGGAGCCUGCAGGGUCUGGCUGUGGACAUGGACUCCGUGGUACUAAAUGACAAAGGCUGCUCCCAGGACUUCUACGCAGAUCAUCUGUCUCUCCGCUACCCUCUGGAGAUUUCAACAACCUCAGGGAGGCUGAGGUGCCACUUCAAGCUGGUGGCCAUAGUGGGCCAUCUGAUCCGACUCUCGAUAGAGUCUGUCCAGAUUGAAGCCGACAGCUGCGUCACCGACUCCCUGACCAUUUAUGACUCUCUCUUGCCAAUCCGGAGCACCAUCUUGUACAGAAUUUGUGAACCUACAAGAAUAUUAAAAUCAUUUGUUUCCACAAAUAAUCUCAUGUUGGUGACAUUUAAGUCUCCUCAGGUAUGGAGGCUAUCAGGAAUUCGGGCAUAUUUUGAAGUCAUUCCGGAACAAAAAUGUGAAAACACAGUGUUGGUCAAAGAAAUCACUGGUUUUGAAGGGAAAAUUUCAAGUCCAUAUUACCCAAGCUACUAUCCUCCGAAAUGCAAGUGUACCUGGAAAUUUCAGUCUCCCCUGUCAACUCUUGGCAUAGCACUGAAAUUCCAUAACUAUUCAAUAACCAAGAAGAGUAUGAAAGGCUGUGACCAUGGAUGGUGGGAAAUCAAUGAGCACAUGUACUGCGGCUCCUACAUGGAUCACCAGACGAUUUUCCGAGUGCCCAGUCCUCUGGUUCACGUUCAGCUGCAGUGCAGUUCAAGGCUUUCGGACAAGCCGCUUUUGGUGGAAUAUGGCAGUUACAACAUCAGUCAACCCUGUCCUGUUGGAUCUUUCAGAUGCUCCUCUGGUUUGUGUGUCCCUCAGGCCCAGCGAUGUGAUGGAGUAAAUGACUGCUUUGAUGAAAGCGAUGAACUCUUCUGUGUGACUCUUAAACCUGCCUGCAAUGCCAGCUCCUUCAGGCAGCACAGCCCUCUGAUCUGUGACGGCUUCCAGGACUGUGAGGACGGCCAGGAUGAGCAGAACUGCACUCACAGUAUUCCAUGCAAUGACAGAACUUUUAAGUGUGGCAAUGAUGUUUGCAUUAGGAAACAAAAUGCAAAAUGUGAUGGCAACAUGGACUGUCCGGAUAGGACCGAUGAAGAAGGCUGUCGCUGCACCAGCAGUUCCCCCACCCUCCACCGGAUCAUCGGGGGCACCGACACCCAGGAGGGGGGCUGGCCGUGGCAAGUCAGCCUCCACUUCGUUGGAUCUGCCUACUGUGGCGCCUCAGUCAUCUCCAGGGAGUGGCUCCUCUCUGCUGCCCACUGUUUCCAUGGAAGCAGGCUGUCUGAUCCCACACCGUGGACUGCGCACCUUGGCAUGUAUGUGCAGGGGAAUGCCAAGUUCGUCUCCCCAGUGAGAAGAAUUGUGGUCCAUGAAUACUAUAACAGCCAGACCUUCGACUAUGAUAUUGCCUUGCUGCAGCUCAGUGUCGCCUGGCCUGAGACCCUGAAGCAGCUCAUCCAGCCAAUAUGCAUUCCUCCUGCCGGCCAGAAAGUGCGCAGUGGAGAGAAGUGCUGGGUGACCGGCUGGGGGCGCAGGCACGAAGCAGACAAUAAAGGCUCCCCCAUUUUGCAGCAAGCAGAGGUCGAACUCAUUGACCAGACCCUCUGCGUUUCCACCUACGGCAUUGUCACUUCGAGGAUGUUCUGUGCGGGUGUCAUGUCAGGCAAGAAAGACGCUUGCAGAGGAGAUUCAGGUGGACCUUUAUCCUGUCGAAGAAAGAGUGAUGGAAAAUGGAUUUUGACUGGCAUUGUUAGCUGGGGUCAUGGAUGUGGAAGACCAAACUUUCCUGGUGUUUACACAAGGGUGUCAAACUUUGUUCCCUGGAUUCAUAAAUAUGUCCCUUCUCUUUUGUAAUUGUGCAAGUUUGAUUUUUGACUGUGUUUUAUGUGAUAGAUUCUUUUAAAAGAAAUGCAGUAAUUGUCAAUAAAAUGAGAUAAUUUUUUUUUUCUUCUGGAA